Messenger RNA from Chlamydomonas reinhardtii, 4371 nucleotides. RefSeq lists its product as uncharacterized. Gene Ontology annotation, cellular component: BRCA1-A complex; plasma membrane; BRCA1-BARD1 complex. Gene Ontology annotation, biological process: positive regulation of transcription by RNA polymerase II; negative regulation of fatty acid biosynthetic process; double-strand break repair via homologous recombination. NCBI's taxonomy places the organism in Eukaryota, Viridiplantae, Chlorophyta, Chlorophyceae, Chlamydomonadales, Chlamydomonadaceae. The record is from RefSeq and is a predicted model, not a curated record. The transcript is spliced from 12 exons. Gene Ontology annotation, molecular function: ubiquitin-protein transferase activity; metal ion binding. Bases 212 to 3592 code for a protein of 1126 amino acids.
ACCGUGACGGAGAUACACGCACGCGUCGCAGCCUGUGCCCCGGCGUUUUCGAUUCCAAUUUUAUUCACGCCUGUCUUCUUCAACAACAGCCAGCAGAACAUGACACUAUAACACAUGUGUUGGAUGGAUACAGACGCGCUUAAUAAGAAGCUCUGAGGGCAGCAAUACCUCGGAUGGUGGGGGGCCCUGUCUGCGCGCCACUCAAGACAGGAUGGCAGACGUCAUUUCAGAGGUCGAGUCGCGCAUCUUUGAGCUGGGGAAGACGCUGAGAUGCCCCAUCUGCCUGAACAUCAUGGACCAGCCGGCGCGGCUGCCCUGCCUCCACUACUUCUGCUGGGGCUGCAUCACGCACAACGUGAAGCCGCGCGGGGAGGUGGUGUGCCCGGUGUGCAGGGCCCGCAGCAACCGGCGUGACAUCCAGGAGGACAGCCUGCUGGCCACGUUCACGCAGCGCUACGGGCAGAUUGAGGCGGCGCUGGGUAAGCCGCUGCACCUGUCGCAACUGCCACCCCUUGAGCCGCUGGAGCCCGCGCCGGCGGCGACGGCGGCGGAGCGGCUGCAGCAGGUGCAAGCAGCGGCAGUAGAAGCACAAGUUGAGGGCCGAAAGGGUAAGCAGCGGAAGCGUGAGAAGCAGCAGCAAGAGCAACGAGGACAGCAGGAUGAUGGUGGGGUGGAGGAGCCGUGCGAGGGUAAGCAGCCGCAGGAGGACAAGGCACAACAACAGGGGCAGGAGAAGGCGGAGGAGAAGGGAGGCAAAGGGGCGAAGACCGGGCCGAGCCAGGCAGGGCGCGGCGGCGGGAAGCGUGCGAAGGCCGCGGCAGAUGAGGCCAGGAGUGGCGGCCAGCAAGGCAGGCAGGGCCGCGCAGCUGCUCUGACUGACAAGGGCUACAUGGAUGAAGCGCCAGGGCAGCAGGAGCAGCAGCAUGCGCCGAGGUCAACUGCUGCUGCCGCGGUGGCGGUGGCUGCGGCGGUGGCAGACGGGGCGGCUCUUGCAACGGGUGGGCGCCUAUUCGGUUUCCUGGACCCGACCGGGGAGGAUCGGAGCCCGGAGGACACUCGCACGACGGCGCUCACGGCCGGCGGCGAUGGCGAGGGCCCAGGCUCCGUGCACGGCGGCCGCGGGGCCGCUGGAGCUGGUGCUUGUAGUGGCAAGGGCAUGGGCGGCGCCAAGCCGCCAAAACUUGACGAGCUUUGGCAGAGCCUCAUUGCGUCACAGCACCAGGCGCCUGCGGCAGAGGGCGGUGACGGCAGGCAGGCCGCCGUUGGUGGCGCCGUCCCCGCGACUGCGGCUGGCGCCACAAAUGCCAUCGCGGGCGGGUCAGGCCCGGCGGGUGCAGCGGCGCCAGCAGCGACAGCGGCCAGGGCCGCCCCCGCUGCAGCGGCUGCGCUGGCGCCAGGACAGACGCCGGCGCCAGCGGGCGGGCUGCUGCGAGUGCUGCGCGGCUCCGCCGCCGUCACAUCACCCGCGGCGCCUGGGGGUCACGCCGACGCUGCCACAACCGCGGCGGCCGAGGCUGCUGGGGCGGAGGCGUUGGCCACUGGCACGACCACUGGUGGUGGUGCUGCGACGUCAGGUGCUGCUGCCACUGGUGGCGAGCGGGGUUCUGGAGGCGACGGCGGUUGUGGACGGCGUGUGCCCAGCCGGCUGCAGCCAUGGGCGUGUGGCGCGUGCACGUUCGAGAACAUGGCGGGCGCCAAGAAGUGCCGCAUGUGCCGAACGCUCAAGGCGCCAACUGCCAGCAAGGCCGGCCCGGCAACUGCCGUGUCGCCUGUUCAGCCACAGUCAGCUGCAGCAGGCGACGUUGCCAAGGGCUGCGCAGGUGCGCCCUCGAGCACAGCCCCCGAGCCAACGUCUGGCAAGCGGCCCGCAGCGGCAGCGGUAGCUGCGACGACUGGCGCAGGUGCAGACGCGGGCGGAACCAACGCGGCUGUGGCCGUGCCGACAUCUGGCGAGCCGGAGCCGAAGCGGAAAAGGACUGCGGCGAAGGCUGGCGGUGGCGCGAAGACAGGGGCUGGAAACGGGGCGGGGGCGGCGCCCAGGCGUGCGUCUGUGCCCAGCCGCGCCGCGCCACGUGAAGGAGAACGCACUGAGCCGGGUGGGGAGGAGGGCGCGGCGGCUGGAAAGGAGAACGAGCAGCCAGACAGGCCGAACGCGGAAGUCCGGACAGGACAGCCUGCCACUGCCGCUAGCGCAGAUGUAAGCGGGGAUGCCGGCGGCAAGCGUCGCCGCGCCAGUGCGCCGGCCACGUCUGGUCGGACAGGUAAUGCGGCAGCAACAGCAACGGACGCGGCAGCGCCUGAGGUGGCGCUCACCGCCGGUGCUCUGACUGCAGCUGAAGCGGCGGCGACGGGUGGUGCUGCUGGCGCUGGGCCCGGACCGCUUACGGACACCGCGGCCGAUAGGCGGCGCAAGAGCGUGCCUGCGCCAAACAACAGCGCUACAGCCAACGGCGGCGUGUGCAUGGUGACGCCGCGGCCGCCGCUGCCCGCGGCGGCAGGGGUGGCAGGUGGGCGGAAGAGCGGCGCUGCCGCCGGGGCUGCUCCUACGGGCGGUGGCACCAAUCGGAAGAAGCCGCGCGUGUCACCGGCGGCGGCGGGCCGCGAUGCGGCAACGACGUCACCGCCUGGCCACGCGGCGGCAGGGACCGGCGAUGCCACGCAGCAGCAGGCGACGCAGAGCGCGCACCGCGGUGGCGGCACCGGUGCUGCCGCGGCUGCAGGUAGUACCGGCGGCCGCUGGCCGGCGCCCUGCCCGGGCUGGGUGCUCCUGGGCUCAGGCCUGGAAGAGGGUCCGAGCGGCAAGGGCAUGGUUCGGAAGCUGGCAGCAGCUGCGGGGGCCAAGGUGGUGGAUGCUGUGGGGCCCGCCGUGACGCACGUACUGUGCGGGACGGACAGCUCGCGCCGCGCACGCCGUACCUUCAAGUACCUCAUGGGUGUUGCCAACGGCUGCUGGGUGCUGGACGUGGGCUGGGCAGCGGCGUGCCUGUCUGCGGGUGCGCAUGUGCUCGAAGCCGACUGGCAAGUGGUGGGCGACCAGGGCGGUGGUGCCUGCGGCGCACCCGAGGCGAGGCGGAGGCGGUUGAUCCGGCAACAGCAGCAGCAGCCGCAGCAGCAACAGCAGCAGGAGAUGGAGCAGCAUCAGAGCGACGCUGGGCAGGACCCGGAGGCGGCCGCUGCAGGGCCCUCAGCAGCGGAAGCAGCCUGCUGUGACACGCUACUGCACAACACGCGUGUCUACCUGCAAGUCUCGCCGGCUGCUCGGGAGGAGGUGUCGGCACUGGUUCGGGCGCUGGGCGCGACCCAACUCAACAAGCUGCCCACAACGUCCAUAACCGGGGCCGCAAGCGCAGCCCCAGGGGCCGAGGCCACGGGGGUGUUGCCGGAUCCCCUCAUCCUGGUGGAUCCUGACGCCGCCGCGACGGCGGCGCGCGGUGGCGGCGGCGCGGCCGCGCGGCAAUUCAGUGCCCUGUCGGCGGCAGCGGCGGCGCUGGGGGGAGUGCCGCUCGUGUCGUACAGGUGGCUGCACGACAGCGCGGGCGGCUACAGCCUGAUGCCGCUGGCAAGUUACAUCGUGUCGGCACAGCGGCAGUAGCAGUAGCUUUAGGUUGUGCGGCACCGGAGUCCUGUGUGAGCAGAUGUUUAAUGCUUGAGAAAGAAUGCACGCCGUUUUGCUGGCGCCAAGGUGAAGGUGAUGCAAAGGCGCUGGUUGGACAUGGGGCUCCAUGUCAUCUACAGGCACGGUAUUGCUGAUGCUGCCAAUGGUGUAGACUACUCAAAAGCUAGUGUAGGUUUCAUAUCCGCACUUGGACAACCCACACGUUGACCUCGCGUCACCUCUCUGCCUCCGUAGCGUGCUCUUUCCGCACCUCUCACAAGCCUUACGACAGCCUACCUCGCUAACCGCGAUGGAGGGUUGUGUGGCAUGGUGGAUGUUGCUUUCUGGGCCCUGCGAUUCGGUGGGACUAUGGUGGGGUUAUGCUUAGCUUCGACUCGCGGUGCGCAGUGCCCUCGACUGAAUGAAUGGGUUUACCUGUGCCCACACGCACGGGAGUAGGGUGCACGACCACCACACGUCCAGUAGGAGGUCUCCUGACGCCCGUUGCCUAAGGCACAACUGCCAGACGCUCAUCUAGGCAUCUACUGGGCCGGGAUAGCUAAGGCGCAAGAGCACCGCAUGCCAAGUGACCAUAAUAAUCGUGCUCGUGCGGGUUCGUGAGGGACACGCUUGGACUGUGCUGCUCAUGUGCAGCGAGUGCGGGGCGCCCUGAUUGCGCUGCAUUGGCUGCCCGUGCCACGCUGUCUAACUUACCUAGCUAGGCAACAUCCACGCUCUCCUUGUGGUUUGCGGCGGCGCUGCAUGUUGAGGAUGUU